Messenger RNA from Emys orbicularis (European pond turtle), 1257 nucleotides. Its product is annotated as zinc finger protein 664-like. The record is from RefSeq and is a predicted model, not a curated record. The transcript has 4 exons. The coding region runs from base 1 to 1257 and encodes 418 amino acids. NCBI's taxonomy places the organism in Eukaryota, Metazoa, Chordata, Testudines, Emydidae. Gene Ontology annotation, molecular function: DNA-binding transcription repressor activity, RNA polymerase II-specific. Gene Ontology annotation, biological process: negative regulation of transcription by RNA polymerase II.
AUGGAGCUGGCUCAGGAGCCGGUGACUUUCAAGGAGGUGUCUGUGUAUUUCACCAGGGAAGAGGGGGCUCUACUGGACCCCAGUCAGAGAGCCCUCUACAGGGAUGUCAUGCAGGAGAGCUAUGAGAUGGUGGUCUUUCUGGUAGGGUUUCCAAUUUCCAAACCUGAUGUGAUCUCGGAGCUGGAACGAGGGGAAGAGCCGUGGGUUCCAGACCUCCAUGGCUCUGAGAAAAAAGUGCUCCUGAGAGCUGCCUGCACAGGUGUUGGGAUGGUGAGUGAGAACGAGGAGAAACCCCAGCAGGAAAAUGCUGAGCAAGUAUUACCCCAAGGGAUGUUAUCAGGAAGAUCGAAAGGGAAUGAUUCCAGGAGUUGUGCACUCUCAGAAAAAGCAAAAGCCUGUGAUAGUCAGCACAGGCCAGCGGAAAACUUCAGUAGCCACUCAGACCUUAUUACACGCGAGAAAAUCAACUUGGAAGAGACACACUACACACGCCGUGAGUGCGGGAAAAGCUUCAAUCAGAGCUCUUCCCUUCUCACACAUCAGAGAAUCCACACGGGUGAGAAACCUUACAGAUGCUCUGAGUGUGGGAAACACUUCAGUCAGAGAUCAAACCUUAUCAGACAUAGGAGAAUCCAUACAGGUGAGAAACCUUAUGGAUGCCAUGAGUGUGGGAAAAGCUUUAGUGUGCACUCAAAUGUUAUCAGACAUAGGCGAAUCCACACAGGAGAGAAACCCUACACGUGCUCUGAGUGCAGGAAAAGCUUCAAUCAGAGCUCAAGCCUUAUCAGACAUCGGAGAAUGCACACAGGAGAAAAGCCCUACACAUGCUCUGAGUGUGGGAAAUGCUUCAUUGAUAGUUCAAAGCUCAUCAUACAUCAGAGAAUUCAUACAGAAGAGAUGCCCUAUACGUGCUCUGAGUGUGGGAAAAGCUGUAGUCGGCACUCAGUCCUUAUCUCACAUUGUAGAAUCCACACAGGAGAGAAACUCUGCACAUGCUCUGAGUGUGGGAAACGCUUCAGUUAUAGCUCAGCCUUCAUCUCACAUCAGCGAAUCCACACAGGAGAGACGCCCUACACAUGCUCUGAGUGUGGGAAAAGCUUCGGUUAUAGCUCACACCUUACCACAUAUCAGAGAAUCCACAUGGAUGAGAAACCUUAUGGAUGCUCUGAGUGUGGGAAACGCUUCAAUCAGAGCUCAAGCCUUAUUAAACAUCAGAAAAUCCACAUGAGAGAGAACUAUAAUAAAUGUCUUGACUAG